Molecule: messenger RNA, 417 nt
Organism: Dibothriocephalus latus
Lineage: Eukaryota; Metazoa; Platyhelminthes; Cestoda; Diphyllobothriidea; Diphyllobothriidae
Source: the annotation of a GenBank genome assembly
AAUCCCAAGCUCUUCGUGGACACCAUCAUUCAAGUUCAGAAGAAGAAUCUUGAUCUGGUGCUUUCGGGCUUUUCCAUGGACCCAGCUUUCACAAGGGCUCUGGAUAAGGGCUCAGACCGUUUUAUCAACCGGAAUGCCGUGACCGACCUGGCUGGAAGUCCUCGAAAGGGACCAGAGCUUCUCGCAAAAUACGUGGACACGCUAUUAAAAAAGGGCGUCGAUCUCAUCGUGGGUGUUGACUCCUGGCGUGAUUGUUUCUCGGCCUUUUCGCAGUGUUUGCACGCGCCAUGCUAUGUCUCCCUCUCACUCUCUUUCUCUCUCUACCCCACUCAUGUUUCCCACAUCGCAUUUCUGAUCACCUCUCUUCGCCACCUCCUGCCCCACACAUCUCCCUGCGCUCUCUUCGUACGAAUAUAA